Messenger RNA from Cladophialophora immunda, 1916 nucleotides. RefSeq lists its product as uncharacterized. The record is from RefSeq and is a predicted model, not a curated record. Bases 87 to 1916 code for a protein of 609 amino acids. Gene Ontology annotation, biological process: protein phosphorylation. Gene Ontology annotation, molecular function: protein kinase activity; ATP binding. The transcript is spliced from 2 exons. Lineage: Eukaryota; Fungi; Ascomycota; Eurotiomycetes; Chaetothyriales; Herpotrichiellaceae.
GCGCCGCGCUCGGCACAGCGUCGCUGGCCUUGGAGCUGAUCGACAAGGUUGCAAUAGUCUUCAAGUACUACCUUGCCGCGGCAAAUAUGCCAAAGGAAGCCGAAGCCCUACGCACGGCCCUCCUGAUGGAGUAUCAUAGAAUCCUCAACUUCGCCGACGUAGCAGGCUUGCUGGAAUUGGAGUAUCAGCAGGACCUCCCCACAGUUUUGAAGACCGACAAGCUGCUGUUGGUCGCCGUUCUGAGCCAGAUUCAAAACCUGAUGGAGGACUUUGCAGCCCUUAACGGCAGAUAUGAUCAGUUGAAGGACACCGAUACUCCUGAGCAGAAACAACAGUCCCUGGCCACAGACCUUGCCAAAGAUUUUGCCUCCAUUACUGUGAAGUACGAAAGGUCUGCAGAGAAACGUACUCACCUUCGUGGAACAAACCAUGUGCGUGCGAUGGUCACGAACACCAAAGGCAUCAUUAUGCAGCCUAAAAGGCUGUGGUGGGUGGCCUUCGACGCGGAUGUCUUUAAAGCAUUGUUGGGCAAGCUCGCAGGCUACAACGACUUCUUGGUCGGGAUUCUCCAGGAUCAGCAUGCGCAAAGAGUGGAAGAGACGACUCGUAACACUUUCAUUGAGAUGGUCCAGGUCCGCACGUCGGUCGACGAACUGAAAAGACUUGUGACGGCAGCCAUGGUGUUUGCAGAGCGAGAAACAGCUAAUCGCGGGAUCACUCGAGGAAGAGCCGAGAACGACAAGAUCCUCGGGUCGCUCGCCUCGUUCAAGCAGUCAGCAAUUCUCACAAGCACACCAGAUGCUCAGAGACCACCUCAGUACGAGGAGCUGGUCAGGUCAGCGCAAAAGAAUCGACGCCCCGUGUCAUACAAUGCGGCUCUCGAACAGCAGAAAGACGGAGGGCGCCAAGAUUUCAUAUCUCGCCGGGUCAAUGCGAAGUAUGCUUCGGCGGAAGGGUCAGAAACACUUGUUUGGAUCGAAUGGAAAGCUUACAAGACCGAGCUUGACAGAAGUCACCAGCCACAGCGAAUGGUGCCCUUGAAGAAAAACAUUCAGCGUGUCUCGGAGCUGGUCACUCUCCUCCAGAUGGAAAAACCCAAGGAGUUCCGCGUGCCACAAUGUCUGGGCUUUUUCGAUGAUAACGAUGAUCGCGACGAUGACGACGAAGAUGACGACAAUGACCACGAUCGCUUCGGACUGAUAUUUGAGAAGGCCGUACAGGACAAGGAGACCGACCCUCCGGUCAGUCUUUACGAUGCGAUCCAUACUCUGGAAUGUCCGCCUCUCAGGGAUCGCAUCGCCAUCGCCCGUGGACUUGCGUCAAGCAUCCUCUACCUCCAUGCGGUAGGGUGGUUACAUCGCGCGCUGCGAUCUGACAGCGUCAUCUUCUUCCGCGAGGGUAGUCCGUUCAAGAAGGCCUCGUUUAUAAAAUACCACGAACCGUACCUCUCAAACUUUGAAUACGCACGUCCAGAGCGCGACGGAGCGGCUACCACCGCGACGGACUCGCAACUGGCGUCGAAUUAUUUUGACUUGUACCGUCCUCCGUCGUAUCAGGGCCCGUUUGCGCAAGGCAACUAUCGCCGGUCUUUUGAUGUUUACAGCUUUGGCAUCCUCUUGUUGGAAAUCGCUGCUUGGCAGCCCAUCCAAGACCUGGUGGGCAUGCCCGGAUAUCAGAAGGCGAAUAGUGAUAACCUGGCGUCCAUCCCCGGGCGGGCGCUGUCGUCGGACCUCCUGAGUCGCAUUGAGCAAGGCAUGGGCAAGGGAUAUCGUACCGCAAUCGAGACCUGCAUCCGGGGCGAAGAAGCACUAGGCCUGGCUCCAGGCGAUAACGAGUCAAACGCCCUCGUCGCGGCAAAAAUGCAGAGGGCGUUCACGGACAAAGUCCUCAGUGCGUUUGAGGAUGUCAUUAUCUAG